GAAAUUUGUCUGGGGGAAAAGCACGUUGCACAAACUCACUGCUUCUUCUUUCUUUUGUCUUUCCUCUUCUUCUUCCAGACCAGGAUGAGAGAGCGGCGGAGCUCAGCAGGGAGCAGAAUGAGAAGACAAUUCGCAGCACGCAGACAGCUCUCCGCAAUUUCCGAGAGUUCCUCAUCUCCAAGUACCCCUCUGAGACCCGGGAGAUCUACGUCAUCCCCUGCAAAGAGCUUGAUGCCUACCUUGCUUCCUUCUUUGUGGAUGCCAGACAAAAAGAUGGGUCUGAAUAUGAGCCAAACAGUCUGGCCAACUAUCAGUGUGGGCUGGAGCGGUAUCUCAAAGAGCACAGGUAUGGAUACAGUAUUACGAGGGAUAAGGAGUUCAAGAGGUCCCAGGAAGCUCUAAAGCAAAAGCAGAUAGAGCUGAGGUGUAAAGGAAAAGGAAACAAGCCCCACAAAUCCAUGAAGCUCACUUUUGCUGACGAGCUUAUCCUGCGCAAAAGAGGCUUGUUGAGCCGGUACAAUCCCGAACUUGUCUGGUUAAACAACGCCAAGGCGUUUGGACACUCCACAGGUUUCCAUGGGUCCACCCUCAAGUGGGGAGAUAUCCGGCUGCGGGUGACAGAGACCGGAUUGGAGUACCUGGAGUGGAUGGGGCCAGACAACGGAGACGUCAAUGCCAAGAGCAAGAGGGGCGGGACAGACUCCCGGGUGUAUGCCACGCAGCAUUCCCCACAGACCUGCCCCGUGCAAGACUACAAGGAGUACGCCCAGCGGCGGCCUCCAGCCAUGCGCUACGAGGACGCGCCUUUUUACCUGUCCAUCAAACCAGUCGUCAACUUGGCCGCACUUCACUGGUACAAUUGCCAGGCCCUGGGGAAAAAUAAGCUUGCCAAGAUGGUAAAGACGAUGUGCGAGAAAGGCAACAUCCCCGGCAGGAAGACCAACUUCAGCGUCUACCAGAGCUGUAGCACCCUCUCAGAAGCACAGAGCAACCAGCUGGUGCUGAUCUGCAAUAACUUGAGCCAACAGGCUGCCCAGUCCAUCUCCAAUACUGGCAACUUCAUAGUGUCAGCAUCCUAUGACUCUUCCUCUGACACUGCUUGAAAGAAGGAUACCACCUGAACACCUUUUUCUUUUCCUUUUUGUUUCAAGCUUUGAAUUUGUGCCCAACGAUACACAUCAACUGUGAUUGUACACUAUUCCCCCAUAGCCCUCUCUCCAGUGUUAACUCACUUUAUAAAAAUAUAUAAAUAUAUAAUAUAUUUUUCUUUUUAGAAACAAGUCAAUAGAAAUAGUUUAGUAUUACUAACAUAGUAUUUAUAGUGUUAAUACAAAAAGGAAAGGUACUUAUGGGUUAUAAUAUAAAUGCAGAUUUUAAAAGGACAAAAAUGGUUCUCAGGCAACACAAGAUAGACUGGAAAUACCGUUUUUAACAUGCACACAUCAGUGAGUAUAAAUCCCCAGGGAAGCUUACGUAGCAAUUCUAUUUUAAAGCAUUUUUCAACUUCUUAUUUUAAGAUGACCUCCCAGAGUGGAGACAAACUUAUCACUGGCUGCUGCUUCUUACCUGCUGGCUUAUACUUGAUCAGCAAGACCAAGA
Molecule: messenger RNA, 1599 nt
Organism: Tauraco erythrolophus (red-crested turaco)
Lineage: Eukaryota; Metazoa; Chordata; Aves; Musophagiformes; Musophagidae
Source: RefSeq, a predicted model, not a curated record